AUGCUAAUUUUCUUUCAAAUACAAUUUGUUAUUGCUUAAUGGUAAGUAUAUUAUAGCUCCUUUAAUCGACCUUCUUUGCUCUAUUGUUCCGAUGAUACUUGCCCUUUUGGAUUUAAGUAAAAUUAGAGUUCAAAGAUUGCUCUAUAUAGAAAUUGCACAAAUCCAAAAGGAACAGCCUUAAUUUUAUAAGAUUCAUAAAUGAGCACCGUUUCAAAUUACCAAUAUUACACUUAGAAUUCUUAUUCAUAUAAUCAUACAAUUGUAUUUGACGUAUACUACAUUUCACAAUGGUAUAAUGACGCACUGAUAUUUGAAUAUAAAAAUUAGGCUUAUUAAUUUAUUUAUUCUACGUAGAAUCCUUUAAAAUUUGAGAAUGGAGCAUGCGAUUCAGAAUACCAUGAAGUAAGAACAUAUCAAAUUUCUCUUCCAUAUACUAAUUAAUAUACGAAUAUUAAAUUCAGUCUAACAAAUAAUUUGACAAAAGCAUUAAUUAGAAACAUUCAUUUUUCUUAUAUAUCUUGUCACCUUACCUGUAAAACAUGUACAGGAUAUGGCUUCAAUGAAUGUACAUCCUGUUUUUACGAUGUAAUCUUAACAGAUGGAAUUUGUAGAUGUCCUAAAGGGAAAUCAUUAUUUGGAGAUAGAUGUUAUGAGUACUGCCCUUUAGGAUAUACAGAUAGUAGGAGAAGGUAUUGUAAAUAUUAUUAACCAUCUUAUUUCUUGAAUUUGUAUUUAUUCCCUUUCUAUUAUACUCAAUUAAUAAGGUGGGAUAUUAUUUAUGAUCUUCGAUACUUGAGUAAUGAAAAUAAAAAAAUUGCCCCAUACUUUGGAAUCUUUAGAUAUAAUGAAGGGGCAAACACUAUAGUUAAUACUACUUAUUUUGUUUAUCCAUUAGGAAUGCAAUUGUAUAUUUAUACAUGUAAUGCAACUUCAAUAAAUUCAGGAUUUUUGAUAUAUUUAAACAAUACUUACUAUUCUUCAAUAUAUUAUGAUGGAACACAAUAUAUUGGGAAUAAUAUUUAAAUUUUCUAUUAAUCUGUCAUAGUAUUAAGUGGUUGUUAAACUGCAAAGGCUGUAUUAUUAUAUACAAAUCUCAACGUAGAAUAGGGAAGCUUCACUUUUUCGAUUAAAGGGAACUCUACGUAUAGAUAGCUUAUUUAAAUUUAGAUCUGCUAAUUUUGGAUGGUAUUUGACAUAUGCUCUAAUGAGUAGUGCAAACUGUCCGGUUUAUUGUUUAAAGUGUGACAAAGACUACUUUUGUUCAUAAUGUUAGAUCGGGUUCAAAACAGUAUCAGAUGGUUAUUGCGUUACAUCAUGUCCAAAAGCAUCAAUACUUUAGUAUAAUAAUUGUAUCAAAUAUGAUUAAGUGACGAAAUGUAAUACUCAUAUCUAAUAUUAGACUCAAAGUAUCUUAUCUAGCAAUUCUAUGACUUUAUUGUUCCAGAUAAUAUAAAGUCAUCGUUUGUCUUAGAAUCCUCAACAAGCAAAGACUUUUAAAAAGGUGAUGAAAUUUAUUGGUCGUAUAUUGAUUCAAAUGUUGUUUAUGGAGGAAAGUAUGUUUGGGCCACAGCGAGAUUUUCAUAAAUUUAUACAAUUAAUUCCCCAUACCAUUCAUUAACAAUAUAUUUUGAUGCCGUAUUCGGAUGCAAUUUUGAUGCUGUAACAGGAUACUUGGGAUAUUCAAUUAAUAACUAAACUGAAAAAUCAGUGUCUAUGAAUUCUACAGUAAGUAUUAAUAUUAUGAAUCCUUAACCUACUUUAACAAUUGCAUUUUAAUGUUACGGAGCAACCAAUAAUGUUCUCGAUAAAUACUGUGCAAUAUCACAUUAUUAUAUUGUUGUUCAUUAUUGUAGACCUUAUUGCCUUUAAUGUAAUGAUGAAGACAAUUGUUUAAUAAUGGAUACCUAUGACACAUCAGUUAUAAUACUAGAUCCAUCAUUAUGCAGUUCUUCUUAGUAUUAUGAUGAAGAAUAUUUCAAAUGCGAAGAAUGCCCUUCAAGAUGUGAAACAUGUCUUAAUGAAAUUGAAUGUUUAACUUGCAAAUACCCUUAUUAAAUUUUUAUUACGAAGUGUGUAUCAUAAUGUAAAUUAAAUGAAUAUUUUGAUGAAUUGACCUAGAUUUGUGAAAGUAAUAAGUUUAUAUAAACUUAGAAUGCGAUCCAUUAUGCAAACAAUGCUAAUUGAAAAAUAAAUGCGUCAACUGUGAUUAAACUAUGUUUAGAUAUUUAUCUUAAGAAUAAUGUUUAUGCUUUGACGGUUAUUAUGAUGACAAUGUUAAUCUUGAAUGUUAAGUCUGCGAUAUAUUAUGUGCUAAAUGUUUUGGAUCAUCAAAUAUGAAAUGUUAGGAAUGCAUCACUGUAGAUAAAGUUGAAAAAUUGGGCAAUACUUGUAAUUGUAAAAGUGGAUAUUAUUUUGACAAGACCAAUUCGAAAUGUAUACUAUGUCAUAAUAAAUGUGAAAAUUGUUUUUCAUCUUCCGAUAACUCUUGUCUUAGUUGCAACAACUCUGAAAAUAGAAUAUUAGAUGGGCUACGUUGUUCCUGUUAAACUGGGUACUUUGAACUGAAUGAUAUUUGUGAAUCUUGUCCAAGUAUUGAAAAUUCAAGUCUGUAUUAAUGUUAUAAAUAAUGUGGUGAUAAUUCUACAAUUUGGUUUAAUUAAGUUUGCUCUCCUAUUUCAUGUUUGGUUGGUUUUGCAAACAACUACAAUUAAUGUUUUCCUAUAUGUGGAGAUCAGAUUAAAAAUGGCAAUGAGGAAUGUGAUGAUGGCAAUAAUAUUUUAGAUGACGGUUGUUACAAUUGUAGAUUUUAAUGUCCUUAAUAAUGUUUGAAUUGUAAUCAAUUUACAAUAUUACCUUGUUCAGAUGUUUGUGGUGAUGGAAUCAUCAGUGGGUCAGAAGAAUGUGAUGAUGGUAAUCAAAUCUAAUUCGAUGGUUGUUUUAAAUGUAAACUUGAAUGCUAAAUCUAAUGUACAUAAUGCAUGAGAGGUUUAUGCUAUUAAUGUCUAACAUAUGGUUGGAGUGUUGAUAUUAAUUCGAAAACUUGUAUUGAAAAUUGUGGUGAUUAUAUUAUUGUUGGAAAAGAAUAAUGUGACAAUGGAUACGAUUUUGACCCUAAUGAUGGAUGCUAUUUGUGUAAGAGGUAAUGUAGAGAUGACUGUUUAAGAUGUAGUUCUGAUGGUAUAACUUGUCUAGAAUGUAAGGUAUUUGGAUUUUAACCGGUUAGCUAUUACUGUAAAAAUAUAUGUGGAGAUGGCUAUUUAGCAAUCGAUCCUUUUUAUAGAAACACUGAGGAGUGUGAUGAUAAUAAUUUAGUUAAUUUUGAUGGUUGUAGUAAUGAAUGCAAGUUCUAAUGUUAAACAACUCUUUGUAAGACCUGCGUAAAUAAUAAAUGCCUCGAGUGCAUUGAUACUUAUUAAUUAGAUCAAAAGCGUAAUAAAUGCAUCGAACGAUGUAAUGAUAAUAUUAUUGUCGGAUAGGAAAAAUGCGAAGACAUGAAUAAUUCACUUUAUGAUGGAUGCUACAAUUGUCAAUUAUCUUGUCAACCAAGUUGUUAGAAUUGUACUAUAAAUGGUUGUUAAUCUUGUUUAAGUGGAUUUCGAUUAAUCGGUAAUCAAUGUUAAAGCAUUUGUGGAGAUGGAUUAAAAGUCCCAGGAGAAGAUUGCGAUGAUGGUAACUUAGAACCAUUUGAUGGCUGCCAUGGAUGUAAAUACUCAUGUGACUUAACUUGUUUGAUAUGUUAUUUUGGUUAAUGUAUAGGAUGUCGAUUUGGUUAUAUGAUGUAUAAAGGGUUUUGUGAGGAAAUAUCAUCUUUCUACAAUUAAAAAAUAUACUUAGAAGGAAACUUAUAUUAGAUAAAUUAGAAUCGAUAAAGUUAUGGAUUUAAUGAAUUUUGUAAGGAGGCCAUUAACGAUGCUUGUUUAGUCUGUGAAGACAAUUUUUAUUUAAAUACUAUAACAUCUAUUUGUUAGAGUACAUGCGGAGAUUCUAAAAUUAAUGGAUAUGAAUAAUGCGAUUACGAGGAACCUAUAAAUAACAUUAUUUGUAACCAAUGCAAAUUUAUCUGUAAGGAAUAUUGUGUAUUUUGCUUAUUUGGAUUAUGUUUAUAAUGUGAAGAAGGAUAUUUUUUAUAAUUGACAAUUAAUUAAUGCGAACAAGUGGUAGAAUGCAAUGACAUUGGAUUAUAUCCAGAUUUAAUGAACAAUGUUUGCUAUGAUAUAUGUGGAGAUGCUCUAAUAUCAAAGGGAGAAUAAUGUGAAGAUUAGAAUGAUAUACCUUACGAUGGAUGUUAUAAAUGUAAAUAUUCAUGCCAUCCUGCUUGUCCUCUAUGCAUUUUAGGAGAAUGUGUUGAUGACGGGAAUGCAUGCAGUGUUGGUUAUUAUUUUGAUACUUAAUAAGUACAAUGUUUCAACAUAUGCGGAGAUGGAAUAAUAGCAAUACCUGAUGAAGAAUGUGAUAAUGACUGGUUUUUCGAUGAUGAAGAUUAUCAGUGUUAAAAUUGUAAAAAAAUUUGUAAUAAGAAUUGUGAAAUUUGUGAUGAAAUUCAAAAAUGCAGUUUAUGCAACAAAAAUUAUGAACUAUUAAAUGGAAAAUGCUAUCCUAAAGACUAGAAUCAUAAUCUAUGUUUAAUAGAGAAUUGCAAAUAUUGUGAGGAUUCUUAAUGUAUCAUCUGUUCAACAGAUUAUGUCUUACAACCAUUUGAAAAUAUUUGCUAACCUAUUUGUGGUGAUGGAAUCGUUCUUGAAGGAGAGCUUUGUGAUGAUGGUAAUAGUAUUAAUGGUGAUGGUUGUGAUACAAAUUGUAAACCAUCCUCAGAUAGCCAAUGUGUGAAUAAUUAAUGUAUCUAUGUUUCACACCCAAAGCCUUAAUUGAAAUUUGCAAAAGAAAUGGAUAACUCUUAAAUUGUAUAUUUAACUUAUGAUUAAUAAAUCAAAUUAUCAGUCAAUUAUUCGAUUCAAAUGUUUAUCAAUUCCAUCUCAUCAAAAAUAAAUGAUAAAGAUGCAAAUGUAUCGUUUUCUGAAAUUGGUUCACUAGAUUAAGAAUCUUGUUAAGACUUUCAAAUGGAAAUAAAAAUCUAAUAUGAGGAAAUAAUAAUUGAUCCAAUAUUUUCUAUAGCCUUUGCUGAUCUUAAUAUAAUCACAAAUGAAUUUGGAAAAAUAUCAAAUGAAGUUGAAAUCUCAAUUUAAUUACCAUCCCCAAAUGUUUUAUCUGAAAAACAAUAAUAAAUUACAUAAUCUCUUAUAAAGUUUAGUGGGUAUUAAAUGAAAAUAAUAGCAGGUCUUAUUGUAUUAUCAUCCUUAAGUGGUAAAUUUGAAAUUAUUCAAAAUUAAAUCGAUGUUAUUCAAUAACUAUACUAUUUAAAAUAUAUAAAUAGUAGAAAAGGUCAAAAUUUAAUAUAAUAUUUUGAAACUUUUAAGAUUAUUUAACUUGCUAGUUUUUAUGAUUUUAUUGGAUUCAAUCCCUCUAAUAAUUUAUUUUUUGGAUUAUCUUAUUAGAAAUCAGAACGGAUUUUUGAAGAGGAUGGGCGUAAUGCAAACUAUUUCCCUAAUUUCAUCUAAAUUUCUACAGUUUUUGUUUUUGCUUAUUUUACUCAUUAAUCAAUUAAGAUUUUAAUUAAAUACACCAUGAAUAAAAUUAGGAUGUUGAAAAUUGUGUAUUUCAAUUUAUACAUAUUAUAUGGAUUAAUAACAGUCACAAAAUUUUCAAUAAAAAAUUGGAAAAAUAAGUUUAGUUAAUAGUUCUAAAGGCUGCUUUAAGCACUCCUUUAUGAAUACACAAUAUCCUCUUUCUUAUCACUAAUAUAUUAGGAUUUUAAUUAAGUUGAAGGAAAAUUCAGUCUAAUAGUUAAUGGAGUUGUCAUUUAUCUAUUAAUUUAUUAUUUAUUAUACUAGAAGCAUUCAAACAAUAAAUUACAUAUUCAAUUUACUUAUUCAUGUUUAUAAAAGAUACUGUUUGGAACAAUCCUUAUUGUUUGCUUUAAGUCUACAAUACUAUAAAUUUAGUUAUGUGCUUUAAAUGAAUUCAUUUAUUUUUACCAUUUAUUUAAAUAAACGAAAUAAACUGAGAAAUUUGAAUUAUUCAAAAAAUAAUAGACUCAUUUUAAUUUAUUUGUCAUAAAUAUCAUGUUUUUGAUAAAUGAAUUAUACAAGGAUAACCCUUUUAAGAUAAUUUAAAUAGGAUGGAUUAUUGUUGCCUUAAUGAGUUCAAUAUUAAGCAUAACUUUGUUGGUUGAUAUUUGCAAAAUACUAUAACCAUUUGCAUAAAAUCUAAUAGAUAAACUAAAACCAUAGAAACCAAUUUUUUAAAAUCAUGAAAUAUUGGAUCAAAUUUAAUAAAGAAAUAUUUUAUGA
Paramecium octaurelia is the source of this 6347-nucleotide messenger RNA. NCBI's taxonomy places the organism in Eukaryota, Ciliophora, Oligohymenophorea, Peniculida, Parameciidae. The record is from the annotation of a GenBank genome assembly.